Puntigrus tetrazona (Sumatra barb) is the source of this 2503-nucleotide messenger RNA. RefSeq names its product ATPase family AAA domain containing 1b (gene atad1b). The transcript has 10 exons. Gene Ontology annotation, molecular function: ATP hydrolysis activity; ATP binding. The coding region runs from base 213 to 1301 and encodes 362 amino acids. Gene Ontology annotation, cellular component: mitochondrial outer membrane. The record is from RefSeq and is a predicted model, not a curated record. NCBI's taxonomy places the organism in Eukaryota, Metazoa, Chordata, Actinopteri, Cypriniformes, Cyprinidae.
CAGAAGAAGAAGACGACGACGACGACGAAGAAGAAGAAGACGAAGCAGCAGCAGCAGCAGCAGCGACAGUAAAAGAAUGAGGGAUGAAAAUGUAUUUUUAAAAAGUCUGUUCGCCGGAAGUAAAUGAAUCGUCGGAAGAAGCUGCUUUUUUAAAAUAAUAUUUCCAGGACCCAGUGAUAAAACAACUAAAUAGUUGAGGUGAAUGCAAGAAGAUGGUACUGAAAGAGAUUCCAACAGACAAUAUCACUCGCCCUUUGGGCCGGAACGAAGUAAUAGGUUUACUCUUUCGCCUCACAAUAUUUGGUGCCGUCACAUAUUUCACAAUAAAGUGGAUGGUGGAUGCUAUUGAUCCGACGCGAAAACAGAAAGUUGAGGCACAAAAACAGGCAGAAAAACUCAUGCGGCAGAUUGGAGUUCAAAAUGUGAAGCUUUCUGAAUAUGAGAUGAGCAUUGCAGCCCAUCUUGUGGAUCCACUGACUAUGCAGAUUACGUGGCAUGACAUCGCAGGUCUGGAUGAAGUCAUAACCGAAUUGAAAGACACUGUUAUACUUCCGAUCCAGAAGAGACAUCUGUUCGAAGGAUCCAGGCUUCUUCAGCCACCGAAAGGUGUACUGCUGUAUGGGCCUCCGGGCUGUGGGAAAACUCUUAUAGCCAAAGCUACUGCCAAAGAGGCUGGGUUCCGCUUCAUUAACCUGCAGCCUUCCACUCUCACUGACAAAUGGUAUGGAGAAUCCCAGAAACUAGCUGCAGCCGUGUUUUCACUGGCCAUCAAGUUACAACCUUCUAUUAUCUUCAUCGACGAGAUCGAUUCCUUUUUGAGGAGUCGCUCAAGUUCAGAUCAUGAGGCCACCGCCAUGAUGAAGGCUCAGUUCAUGAGCUUAUGGGACGGACUGGAUACCGACUACAAUUGCCAGGUCAUAAUAAUGGGAGCCACCAAUCGGCCACAAGAUCUCGAUUCCGCUAUACUCCGAAGGAUGCCCACAAGAUUCCACAUCAAUCAACCUAAUGUCAAGCAGAGGAAAGACAUAUUAAAACUGAUCCUGGAAAAUGAGAACGUGGAGUCCGCUGUGGACUUUGGUGAAAUCGCAAAACAGACUGAUGGGUUCUCAGGAAGUGACCUCAGAGAGAUGUGCCGAGAUGCUGCUCUGCUUUGUGUGCGUGAAUUUGUGCACCAAGAAAGUCCAGAUGAAGACUUUAUCCGCCCAAUCAGACAGGAAGACUUGCAGAGGGCAAUCGAGAAGAUGAGAAAGUCCAAAUCUGCAGGAGUGCAAGAGGUGUUUAUGCAUGUACCACUGGACUGAAUGUGAUGCUGCUUUAAAAAGAAAGAAAAAAAAGAGAACCUAGAUUUGGUGUUUUUCUCUCAUUUGUAACAUAUUGUCAAGUUCUGCAAAAGGGGGAACUCAGGAUUUAUAGAAUGGAAUUUUUCCUCUAAUCUUUUUUGCACUGUAAUUUCCAUACUAAGUUUUGCCAUUUAAUCAGUGAGCCUUAUAAAAAAAUUAUUAUUUGAGAAAACUGUGUAAAGCCAUUCUUAAGUAAAUUGUCGCUGCAAUGGGACAGUUUAUAAAAGAAUGAAGGAUUCACAUUAAAAUUAAUUCUGCUUGUGUUUCGACAAUAAGGCCCAUUGUGUUUGUCUUCUUAGGUUUGGUUAGGGUUGUGUGAUUUAGUUCCUUAAAACCAUGUGAUUGGUUUGUGUGUAGAUGGGCAACCGUUACUAUUUCCAAUUAUGUAAUGCACAUAUCACCAACAUGUAACAAUUUAGCUGAUUAGUGAGCACAAAAAACAAAGUGUGUUCAUUAACAGUUUUAACUUGGAUCAGCUUCACCUGUUUGUUUUCCCACAGCGAUUGAAUGAGUGGAUUGAGAUGCAUUUACAAAUUUAUAAGCCAUUUAUAUCGAAUAAGGUGUUUAAGCGUUGUAUUUAGCCCAGAGUAGAGGUUAUGUGAUGGCAUGUUGUAUAGAUAUUUAUUUGCAAAACCUUAAAUAUGCUUACACAGAAUAUGUGGGGCCAGUGCCAAGCUGUCGCUGUUAGGUUCGUGUUUGUCUGUCAGGUGUUAUUUUGGGGGGGUUGAGUGGGCGAAGGAGACUUGAAGGUGGAAAGAAAAAGUAUUCCCUCUGGAGAAAACAGUCUAUGGAUUGAACAACCAUUUUAGAUUUCCAGCAAUACAAUUGUACAGUUGUAUAAAAGUAUUUUUAAGUUAAGUUUCCAAAUUCGCAAUAGUCUGCUGCUCUUUUCGGGUCCGAAUAUGUGUAGAAGUCAGAUUGUGUCCGAAAUGUUUUGUUUACACUGUAGAAAAAUUGGAUGACAACGGUUUUGUCUUAAGGAAGUUUAUUGGAAUGCCUGCCCAACGCUCAUUACAUCAAAUAUUGUAAGAAAUGACAAAAUGUAAAUCUCACAAGUUUGUACAAAAAAGAGGGAAGUAAAUACAUUUCCUGUAAGAUAAUAAAUAUGUUAGGCUGGUCCGUUAAGAAAAUGGUAAGACAAUAAAUAUGCUCUUGUUCCUUCA